AUGGCAGAGAGGAAAGCUCCUAUUAAAAAUUCCAUUGUGAGAGAUGCUGAACGAUUUCAUUACACGAUAGAAUUGUUGAAGAGAGAAAAUUUCGACCUCUGUAGCCUCAAUGAAGUAACUCCAGAAUUUCUAUUCAUGCUUCAACGGGAUUUAUUCUUUAGAGAAUUUUACUUUUUUAGUGACCUAGUGAUCGAAGAGGGUGAAGAGAGUGUUUCUUUGAAAACACGAAAUGCAACCCUUGGUAAAGACAAUCAAGGAAAUUUAAUAUUGAGCAAGUAUCUUCCAUUGGAGAUGUUCAAGUUGGACAAUUCUGUUGUGAAAAAUCCUGUUCUUUAUUGUACACUUUCUCACUCAUGUUUCAACAACAAACAAGAGAAGCACCAUCAAGAAGAAACUCUUUGUGUGAUUAGUGCACACACAAGUGCUUACAACCACAAUGCCAACAAAAGAGAAAUUCAACUCUUACAUAUCACUCAACAAGAUUAUUUGAAAGACAUGAAUGAAGUCAUCUUGAUGGGAGAUUUAAAUAUUCAUUUGGAAUCUGAAGAAAACACCAUUGAGAAGAUUCAAUACGUUGAUUUAUGGAAAGAAACACACUUGGAAGACUCAGAUCCAGUAUUCACAUUUGAUUCCUAUCUGAAUACUUUCAUUCGAUGUAAAUAUUUGGGAAUGGAAAUUCGUCGCAUGCGAUUGGUUCGAAUUCUCAUUCGAAAAAGUCCUCAACGAAGAGUUGCCACUCAAGAAAAGAUGCAACUUUCUGCCAACACUCCCCUCUGUGAAUGGACAACCCGUUCAACCACCGAGAGGAAGAAGGAAGAGAUUUCUCAAGAAAGUUCAUCUCCUCCUUCUUUAUUAUUGACCCCUCUUGAAACGCCAUGGUGGUGGAAAACCUUUCACUAUUUCAAAUUAGCUGAACAGAAAGAUUAUCUCUUUUGUUCGGAUCAUUUUGGCUUGAAAAUGUACGUGCUGAAAUUUGAGAGUCCUCAACAAAUGGAACAGCAUGUGAAAGAGGUGGUCCAUCAUGUGAAAUGUGGUGUUCAAAAAGAGGAUGAAAAAGAAGGACGACAACUAGCUGCAUAUACCAAAGCAUUGACAGGACCUUUCUCGAAUCAUAGAAGAGUGUUUUUCAUGACCUUGUUGAAAUUGAUGAUGAUGAUUGUGACUUGCCUCCUGCCGAUCAAUAACUGCUUUCGAAUUUAA
Naegleria fowleri is the source of this 1200-nucleotide messenger RNA. RefSeq lists its product as uncharacterized. Gene Ontology annotation, biological process: double-strand break repair. Gene Ontology annotation, molecular function: 5'-tyrosyl-DNA phosphodiesterase activity; single-stranded DNA binding. The transcript has a single exon. NCBI's taxonomy places the organism in Eukaryota, Heterolobosea, Eutetramitea, Acrasida, Naegleriidae. The record is from RefSeq and is a predicted model, not a curated record. The coding region runs from base 1 to 1200 and encodes 399 amino acids. Gene Ontology annotation, cellular component: cytoplasm; PML body.